Messenger RNA from Drosophila virilis, 937 nucleotides. RefSeq names its product large ribosomal subunit protein uL23. Lineage: Eukaryota; Metazoa; Arthropoda; Insecta; Diptera; Drosophilidae. The record is from RefSeq and is a predicted model, not a curated record.
ACUUUAACUUCAGUUAGAGCAAGAAAAUAUGGAAGGUGUUAUUUAAAAUUCAUUUUAAAAUUUGGAAAUUACCAACAUGUUGACUGCUUUGGGGAGAUUGGCAACGGCAUGUCCUAAAAUUGGCUUCAAGGGGUUCACUCAAGGAGGACGCCACCCGUACGGUCAACCGUCAAUGGUCAAAAGCCCCCUGGAGCAACAAGGUCUCCUACAUACUGGAUCGGUAUUCUACAAGGAAAAAUCGAAGGGCGCAGGCAAACCUGAAAAUGCGGCCAAGACCCCAUUCAAGUGCGAUGAUCUAAGUAAGUUAUGUCCAGAUCCUUGUGUCGAUGAUGAAGAAAUGGAUGCAAUUGCUGAACACGUCGGCGGUAAAUGCGAGAGGGAUCCCUGCUCCAGGGUCAGAGAGCCUUGUGAGUCAUAUAUCAAGACACAUAUAGGUGGAACGAAAAAACCUUCCAAGAAAACGGGCUCCAAUAAAACAGAGACUAAACCCAUUCCAAUACCAACUGCCUCAGAGAAUAAGGCAGAGACUAAACCCAUUUCAACACCAACUGCCUCGAAGCACAAGGACACUACCUCCAGUAAAUUAGCGACUGACGCAAAUAAGAAACCGACAACCUGUAAGAAAGAAAAGGCUGCCUUUAGUAAAAAGUCGAUUGCCUCCCAAAAGACUGCCCCCAGUAAGAAACCGAUUGCCUCUACUAAAAAACCGGCUUCCUCCAGUAAAGUACCGAUUGAUUCAAAUAAAAAGGCUAUCUGCAAGAAAAAACCGACUGUCGCCAGUCAAAUAAAGGAUACGUCCAAUGGCAAACCGACUACCAAUGCAAAGACCCCCGCCAAAAAGAAGUAAGAUGUAAAGCAACAAGACUAAUGAUCAAAUAAUAUAAAGACAGCCAACCAAUUGGUAUUAUUCCAAUGCCAGGAACCCCAUCAAAAAAAA